Tarenaya hassleriana is the source of this 1383-nucleotide messenger RNA. RefSeq lists its product as uncharacterized. The record is from RefSeq and is a predicted model, not a curated record. Gene Ontology annotation, molecular function: oxidoreductase activity. NCBI's taxonomy places the organism in Eukaryota, Viridiplantae, Streptophyta, Magnoliopsida, Brassicales, Cleomaceae. Bases 77 to 1210 code for a protein of 377 amino acids. The transcript is spliced from 9 exons.
GAAAACGCGACCAAGUUCUCAUAUAAUCCUCUCAGAGCCACUAGUCCGGCGAUCGCCAGAGCUUAGCGCUUGAGGAAUGAGCAAAGCCACGGCCGCGAUGAAGGUCGCCGUGAUCGGUAGCGGAAUUUCUGGUGCGGUGUGUGCUUCGACUCUCGCCCGGAAUGGCGUCUCCGUCACGCUCUUCGAGUCUGCUCGUGGACCCGGUGGACGCAUGUCUCAGAGAAGCAGAGAAAUUAGCGAAGAUGGGAAGGAUUUGCUGUUCGACCAUGGGGCUCCGUUUUUCACUGUGAGCAGCAACUCAGAUGCACUGACUCUGGUUCAUGAUUGGGAAUCGAGAGGCGUUGUUUCUGAAUGGACGCCAACUUUUGGGAGUUUCGAUUGUACCUCCAACAAGUUCCUUGGCCCCCAACAGCAAUGUGUUCAGGAAGGAUCUGAGAAGAAGUAUGUGGGUGUGCCCGGCAUGAACUCUAUAUGCAGGACCUUGUGCCAUGAUCCAGGUGUUGAAAGUAAGUUUGGUACCGGUAUUGCAAAGCUUGAAUGGAUGGAGGAAGAAACAUCAUGGUCGUUGGAAGAUUCAAAUGGAGAAAAUCUGGGUUCUUUCUGUGGAGUAGUUGCAUCAGAUAAAAGCAUUGCUUCUCCAAGGUUUACUGACCUAACGGGACGACCACCACCUCUGAAUUUAAAUUUGAUUCCGGAACUAGCAAAUAGGUUGCAAGAUAUUCCUGUUCGUCCUUGUUUCGCUCUCAUGCUAGCUUUCAAGGAGCCACUGUCUUUGAUACCGACAAGUUGCAUAUCAUUCAAGAAUUCUGAGAUCUUGAGUUGGGCUCAUUGUGACAGCAGCAAGCCAAGCCGGUCAACUGAAAGUGAGAGGUGGAUACUACAUUCAACUCCAGAGUAUGCCAAUAGGGUUGUUGAGCUAACUGGCCGCCGAAAGCCCUCGAAUGAAACAUUGAACAAAGUGUCUGAAAGAAUGUUCCAGGAAUUUCAAAGCUCGGGUCUCGUCAGCUCUCAACCCUUUUUCAUGAAAGCCCACAGAUGGGGGAGUGCAUUCCCUGUUAUAAGCAUAGCCAUGGAGGAGAGAUGCCUCUGGGACAGGAAGAGGAGACUCGCAAUCUGUGGAGAUUUUUGCAUCAGUCCGAACGUCGAAGGUGCUAUACUCAGUGGCUUAGCUGCAGCCUCCAAACUUUCAGAGAUAUCUAGCUGCUUAUAACAAUUCUAUUCACGGGUAAAUCAUAAACAAAAAGAAUGUGCAGAGACAUGGCCGUACAAUUGCUUCCCCUGCCCUAUUCACAGAUGAUAUUGCAUGUAAUCUUGUACUGUUUGAUCUGCUUCAAAAGGCCUCCAAAUCACAUUCAGUUUGAAAGAAAGGUAUAUAUUUACAUA